Messenger RNA from Abrus precatorius (Indian licorice), 740 nucleotides. RefSeq lists its product as uncharacterized. The transcript is spliced from 2 exons. Bases 189 to 575 code for a protein of 128 amino acids. Lineage: Eukaryota; Viridiplantae; Streptophyta; Magnoliopsida; Fabales; Fabaceae. The record is from RefSeq and is a predicted model, not a curated record.
ACUUUUCGCUGAAGAUAAGGCCAAACCUUUCCUUGUUAAAUACUCUCUAAAAUCAUUCUAAUCUGAAACCAGCUCUGCUGCCACAACCCUUUCAGUGUCCAAGAAAGUGAAAAACUCCAAGUAGGAGUUUUCACAUUAAAGAAGAAGAAUCAGUUAUGAUCUGUAUAGAUUGUUAGCUGAAAAGGAAAAUGGGUUUCAGAGUAAUAGGAUUUUCUCUUCUUAUCAUCAUCUAUGUCAUCAAUCUUGCAUCUUCGUAUCCUAUUCGGAAGACCUUGCCUUCAGAGUUUGAGAGCAAGUUAGAAGAUAAGGGAAUACAUGAAAGUAAGAUCGAAGGAGCCGCAAGUCAUGGAGGUGGAGGUGGUCAUGGUGGCCGCUCACACGGAGAUGGAAAUUCAGGAUCUCCUGAUACACGAGGAGGUGGAGCAGUAAUACCUGUGUAUGCAGGAGGUGCUUCAAGAAAUCGCCAACAUCAGACCCGUCGUGGUGCUGCCAACUGCAACCUUAACAACAAAAUUUCCAAUAUGCUUAUGAUUACCUUGGUCUAUCCUCUCAUACUGAUAUUUUUGUUGAUAUAGAAAGCAGAAAAACAGUUCGUUGUAUAUGAUGUAACAGCUGCCACAGGUUCAUUUCAACGAUAGUGUGGUCUGUGUUGAUCUAAUUAUGUAUUUUGUUCAGUUUGUGUUUGUGUUAAAAUAUGCAGAAUGUAUCAGUUGCUGCUGAAUAAGAAUUUUCUUUUGGAU